CAGGCAUCUUCGGCUGCGAUGGCUACGCGGUGGUCAGCGAGGAGAAGUGGGUCGUCGGUUCGGGGCCCGGCAAGCGCAUCGGCCAGGUGACCUCCCUGGUCUUUAAGGGCGUUGCCGUCGGCAUCUCCAAGGACGGCACCGCGGCCAACACGGAGCAGUUUAUCCUGGCGUGGAAGGCGGUGAUCGAGCACACGACGAUCCUCAAGCACGACUGGGCCAUCAAGGCAGACCCGGACGCGGUGAUCGUCGUGGACAGGCUUCGGAGCCAUCUCCUCGGGAGCACCGGCAUGUCCGUCUUCGUCAGGAACUGCAACUCGAAUCCAGACAGCCCCGACUAUCCGAUGAUGUACGGAGCGAUGGAGGCGAUCUCGAAGGAUGCCCUCAAGGUGCUGAAGGGCGGGGUGGAGUCCUGCAUGAUCUUCCUGGACUGGCAGACGUGGGGCGAGGACUUCUUCCUCAGCAAGUGCUUCGUGCAUCUAA
Messenger RNA from Prorocentrum cordatum, 480 nucleotides. Lineage: Eukaryota; Dinophyceae; Prorocentrales; Prorocentraceae. The record is from the annotation of a GenBank genome assembly.